CGCGCUAAGGCGGCAUCGCUGUUUCCCCGCAUUCUCCAGGAAACAAAGCAGCAGCAGCAGCAGCCCAUGCAUCCCAUGCAUCCUCAAUCCAUCUUCCAUCCCAUCCCAUCCCAUUCCACAUCCAGUCCACCCUCUAUCAACCAACUACCUCUAGUCAGCACGCCGCCCUCUUCGCCACGUCGAAUCAUACCAGUCCGCCGUUGCUUAGCUUGAGCUUGACCUGGCUACAGCUCCCUCGAUGCCUCCAGCAGGACGCCAUGUCCCCCAGCUUGCUUGCUUGCUUGCUUGCUCAUACCCGAGCCCACCAACUUGAACACUCCCGGUUGCUAUCAAACGUCGUUCCGAAAGAGCCACAUUGCACAUACAUGACAACCUUCAGACGUCCCAUCAUCACCCAACAGGUCACCCCAUGGAUUGAUGCCGCCGAGGCCGUCCCACUCGGGCUGCACUAG
Messenger RNA from Periconia digitata, 452 nucleotides. NCBI's taxonomy places the organism in Eukaryota, Fungi, Ascomycota, Dothideomycetes, Pleosporales, Periconiaceae. The record is from the annotation of a GenBank genome assembly.